Molecule: messenger RNA, 2686 nt
Organism: Anoplophora glabripennis (Asian longhorned beetle)
Lineage: Eukaryota; Metazoa; Arthropoda; Insecta; Coleoptera; Cerambycidae
Product: angiopoietin-2-like
Exons: 8
Coding region: 192-2441 (749 amino acids)
Source: RefSeq, a predicted model, not a curated record
CCAUUGAGGCAAGAGACAGGUGCGUCCACACACGCUACACACACACACACGACACACUGUCGACGUUUCAUCUCCACCGGACCGUCAUCUUCAGGACUAUCGAGGGCGAAGCGAGGGUGAUUGAUACGACCCCCAGUGACUUGUGCUGAUUUUUUUUUUGAGUGUUUGAGUGCUGCUGACUCCUGUUAGCCAUGAGGGGUGCCGGGUGGUGCCUGCUCUUGGUUGUCGCGACGGGCGUCGCCGGCGCCCUGGGCGUCUCCUCGCGCCUGCCCAGGACCAGCGCGGGUCAGUUGGCCGCCGCGGCGGCCGCCCAGAAUAAGACUAUUUAUGAGCUGAGGAAUGCGCGGAAUGUGACUUUGCAGGCGACGGUGGGACCGCCCCCGGGGAAGGGCGCUAGCAGCAGAGUCCGAACCAAACGCAAAGGAAAUACAGAUGCGAAAGUCUCAAGACGUUUCCGACCUCAGUUAUUUCCAGAUGGAAACUCAACCCAAACACUUAAAGGAGAGCAGUACCUCUUCAACGUAUUCGAAGCCAUCAUCUCGACGCUAGAAUCCAAACUGCAGAGAAUAGAGAAUCUAGACAAGGCGGUGGAGCACCUAAUGCGAAGGGUGGAAGGCCUAGACACCCGCGUCAACAGUAACAUCGACAAAACGGAGUCCGUCAUCGCCAAAUUAGGAAACAUAGACUCCAAACUCUUCCAAGUGCCCAACCGUUUGCCCUUCGACAGCAACAGGAAGUCCGAUUCUUUUGCCGAAGCGGAAUCGAUCAGUCUAAACAAAAGGUUGGUCGCGUUGGACCAAAAAGUCAGUGACAUAGACGACAAGUUGAGCGUCCUAAAAAACCAGUUGGACAACAACUCCUUACAAGGUGAAGAUAUCAAUGUUGAGGCUAGCGAGAAACGGUCCGUAAGCAUGAACGUAAUCGAGAUAACCAAGGCAUUGAAUACGGAGGUUAUAAAUCACGUGACGAAAGAAUUGGGUCAGCUUAGGGACGCGACGGGAAGCCUCGAUAAGAAGCUUCAGUUCCACGUAAACCUAGUGCAAGAAAACCUUGGAAAGGUAUUGAACAUGAUGACCGACGUCCAUCACGCCAUAGUCGACGAUCCAAACGCGUACACGAGCUACAAUAAUUUCAACAGAACCACAACCACGACCACUCAGAAGCCCGAGCUUCCCAAGACAAAUAAGAUCGACAGUUUAGUGCAGCAAAUGAGGCCGAUCAUAUCGGUUUCGGAAAAGAUGGAUGAGGUGUGGGACGUUGUUGUGGGAACGAAAAGUUCAGUCGACGAUCUGGUACCAAAAUCGGACGAACUCCUUACCCAAACACAAAGGCAAGAGCGGGCUAUCGGCGAAAUCCACAACGAUCUGCGAACGAAGACGAACAAGAUCAUAGCCAAUCUGGACAAAGUCGAAAAGAGGCUGAAGAAGCAGGAGGACGACGUAGCCACUUUAGCACAACGGCCGGUACCCGCCGAGGUUCUGUUGGAUCCCGCGAUUGACGACUUGGCCGACUACGAAUCGACCAGAUACGUGGAUGAAUUCGUAACGGAUACUACCCUUCCUGUUGGUUACACCACCCUACCACCACAAAUCAACACGCAAGUACCUAUACAGAACAGUACGUCCCAAAGCGGCACGACGGAGAAACGGCCAGAGAAGAGGAAGGGGGGCAUCAUUUUCCCAAGCGUUAAAAACAAACCGGCCCCUGUCAAUUCCACUUUCGUUACGUCCGAUGUGACGCCAAACAUCAAAGACGUGAAGGGCUAUUCUUGUGUUGAUCUCCUAAACGCUGGCAUGCGUAAUUCUGGGGUAUACUAUUUGCAGAUCCGAGGGACCACAUACUGGUUUUUGAAAGUAUUUUGUGAACAGGAUAUAGCUGAUGGAGGAUGGACGGUAAUUCAAAGAAGAGACGACUUCGGCAACCCUAGAGAAAACUUCAACAGGGACUGGAACGACUACAAAAAUGGCUUCGGAGAUCCCGCGAAAGAAUUUUGGUUGGGAAACGAGAAUAUCUACAUGCUGACGAACAACGAAGAGUACUCUCUUAGAGUUGAACUGGAAGAUUUCGAGGGAAAUAAAAGGUACGCCCAGUAUUCUCAUUUCAAGAUUUACUCGGAAGCAGAAUACUACAAGCUUGAAAUUGAUGGAUACGAAGGAAAUGCUGGUGACUCCUUAAACGACCCUUGGUACGGAAGCAACAACAGUCCAUUUUCAACAUACAACAGAGACAAUGACAGAUCGAGUCUUAAUUGUGCAUCCAUGUUAAAAGGUGGAUGGUGGUGGAAGUCAUGUGGAAGGGGGCUGAAUGGUUUAUAUUUGAAUGAUCCCCAAGACCUAACAGCUAGGCAAGGAAUCGUCUGGUUCCGUUGGAGAGGUUGGGACUACACAUUGAAGAAAUCAGUGAUGAUGAUAAAACCAAAAGGUUUUGUUAGUGGUACUUAAAUUAAGUAGAAUAGAAUCAGUAGCCAAUUUAUAAUCACCGGUAAAAAAUCAUCUCAUUUCAUCGUACUUUUCCCAGAUACAUGAAUAAAUAAUAUUUAAUUUCGAAUAAAUAUAGUUAUGAACAACAAUGCGCUAUUUCAGAAAUAAAGACCUUUACUAACGUUAAGUUUAUAAUGCCUUAUUAGUAUAUUUUUAGAUCAACUCGUUUUGUAUUUAGUUCAUACAAUGACAAAAAAUAUUUACCA